Limulus polyphemus (Atlantic horseshoe crab) is the source of this 1224-nucleotide messenger RNA. Its product is annotated as leucine-rich repeats and immunoglobulin-like domains protein sma-10. The transcript is spliced from 4 exons. NCBI's taxonomy places the organism in Eukaryota, Metazoa, Arthropoda, Merostomata, Xiphosura, Limulidae. Bases 26 to 1126 code for a protein of 366 amino acids. The record is from RefSeq and is a predicted model, not a curated record. Gene Ontology annotation, cellular component: plasma membrane. Gene Ontology annotation, molecular function: protein binding.
AAAUGUGUCAGUAUCACCUGUUUCGAUGGCUUAUAAAUCCCUAACAGAACGUGUCCCAAGGACAUUGAUCUGUAGAUUGGAAGAAGACAAGAUGGCCCGAAAAGAACUGAACCACAAGGUAUCAUUUUUUUCUAAAGCUAUUGCAACAUUGUUGACUUUUCAAGUAUUUGCACCUGCAGCAGGAUGUCCUCCUAAAGAAAACAUUUUCCCACAAUGUACAUGUACGACUGGAAUUGUCAUAUCGUGCAAUAUCAAGACAGUUGAAGAUAUUCCAGUGUGGGCUUUUCGAGGAUACAGUAUUAGUCGCCUUGAACUCACAAUGUCUCAAACAGCAAAUAAAUUUACAUUUGGCCGUUAUUUUUUCAUGGGGCUUACUAUAAAGUUUAUUGAGCUGAAAUCAUUUUCUCUGGCAACCUUAGACUUGAUGAAGGACUUCGAAGGUUUAGAGAAGUCCCUAACUGGAUUAUCAGUCAUAACAUCCUCUAUUGAUAAUGUAACUAGUACAGAACUUCAACAACUAAACAAAGAGUUUUCUCUAUUUCUAACUCUAACCAUGGAAGGGAGUAUGUGUCUGUUGAAUGAUGAUAUUAAUUAUAUAGGAAUACCUAACAUCAAGACCUUUACUUGCACUGGCAAUUCAGGCAUUAAAAAGGCAGACAAAGCUCCAAAUUACAUGUUAUCAGAUUUAUCGAAACUUGAAAAAGUUGAUCUAGGUGGCGUUGGUUUCACAGGUAUAGAAAGAAACGUGUUUCCCUCGGAUGCAAGUAAACUAAAGAUAAUCAACUUAAGAGAUAAUCAGUUGACGAAACUCGAAGUGCAUUUAUUCGAAAGAAUGCCAGCCCUUCGUGAAGUCUAUCUACAAGGAAACAAGCUAACCACGAUAGAGAAAAAUAUAUUUCAACCAGUAUGGAAUCAACUGACUCACCUUUACGUAAACUGUAACAGCGUUGUUUGUAACUGCGAUGUCGCGUGGAUUCUCUACAACCCAAAGAAACCUGCAAAUUUCAUACCUCCAACAUGUCAAGGUUCGUCUUCGACGGCUUCAGUGAGCAAGAAGUUUAUUGGACUGAUAUUAACAGACAUUGAGUUAGAAGAUCUGUGCCCAACAUGGAUCCAUUUUGUGUAAGACAAUAACUGUCACAGUCGAUUGUCAAAAACGCAUGCUGUUCACUUGGAAGUAACAAGUAUCUCAAUAAAGAAUACUAAAACACAAUUCAAUUUAAA